Molecule: messenger RNA, 3704 nt
Organism: Osmerus eperlanus (European smelt)
Lineage: Eukaryota; Metazoa; Chordata; Actinopteri; Osmeriformes; Osmeridae
Product: solute carrier organic anion transporter family member 5A1
Exons: 10
Coding region: 953-3577 (874 amino acids)
Biological process (GO): sodium-independent organic anion transport; transmembrane transport
Cellular component (GO): plasma membrane
Molecular function (GO): protein binding
Source: RefSeq, a predicted model, not a curated record
UGGGGUCAGAGUGGGUCGCAGCUGUCGAUUUAAUGCAGGUUUCGCAAUAAGCUGGCAUGACGGCUGACGAAGCAUUUUGGUAGGCUACAUGUAGUCUCGAAAACCAACAGACCGCUAAAGUCAGUGGUGGAGAAUGAUCUGUUUUGACGCUCGUUACGCACGGCUUUCGACCCGGUGAAUAUGUGUCGCCCAGGAUCUCGCUGGUGAUUCAUGCUUGCAGAGACAAGCAGCAUUUUUCAACCAGUGAAACGAUUUGCUGAAAGACUACAAGUCCCGGUAGCUGGCGUGAAAAUUAUUCGCCCCCGUUGUAUCCCCCCCACCACCGACCAUCCGCAAUCUCAUUCACUGAGUGGCCGCUUCGGAGACAACAACCGCCUACCUCCUUGCGUCCUGACGCAGCUUUCUGGACAGAAGCGAACAAAAACGUUACCGUUAUGAAGACUGCCAGCGGUGACAGAUAACAAAGAGCUAUGAAGUCUAGACCGUAAAUCGUGUAAUAGUACUGGCAAGGCGAGAAUGAACUAUUCGAAGUGGCAACAUUUUCUUUGACUACAUAUAUCUGUAACAUCGUCUCAUACUACGCUUUGCUUAAGAACAAAAUAUUUCCAUUUGUAGCAUUCUGGUCGGAUGGGAUUACAGGCUACAUAUGGACAUAUGUGAUGUUGUUUUCUAUUUGGUCAAGAUAGUAUCACCGUUCGUCAGUGGCUUGUUAGGAGACAGUGAUGUUUUAGUCUAGAUGAGGUGCUUAGACUUUGGGUGUUUGGGGAGAAAGCAGCGUUGUUGCAAAUAGCAAUGAAGAUGAAUCAUGAACAUAGAUAGAAAACCCCGGACCCCCUCAGUUGUACUGCUUGGGCAACCUCCUUGCCUCAGUCACCACCCUUGCAGUAGUAGUAGUAAUGUUUUCAUGUCCUUAUGUGGCACUAGAUGUUUAGUCUGAGUCGUCACUAGAGAUAUGGAAGCUAUUCUGAGCCACGCCAUGACGUCAUCCGACAAUGACGAGACGGGGAGCGACGUAUCCAUGGAUGUGAACGAGUUCCAGACCCCGUUCUUGGACCCAGGGAGCUUCAAGUCCAAAAGCUUACCCAUCCUGAACGGGCCCUGCCAGCAGGCCAGUGAGCUGCUGGACCCGCGACUAGUCAACACAACUCUCACAUCUCUGGCCGCUGACCAGAGCAGCGAGCUCCAGCCCCAAACCCCAGACUCCAACCAGGCGGAGUCCCCCUCCCGGACAGACUUCUCCCCCUCCGCCUCCAGCCUGGUGGGCCUCAGCAGCUCCGUGGCCAUGGAGGGGCACCGGGUCACGAGCUCUGGGGGGAAGAAGCUGGGCUUCUCCUUAACCCGAUUCGUCCGAGUCCCCGUGCGUAAGUUUGUGCGUGUGAUCCUGGCGGAUUCGCGCAGCUUCCUGUUCUGCAUGUCCUACCUGACCUUCAUCCAGUCCCUCAUGGUGUCCGGCUACCUGAGCAGCGUCAUCACCACCAUCGAGAAGCGCUAUAGCCUCCGCAGCUCCGAGUCCGGCCUGCUGGUCAGCUGCUUCGACAUUGGCAGCCUGCUCGUGGUCGUUUUCAUCUCGUACUUUGGCGGCCGGGGCCAGAGGCCUCGCUGGCUGGCUGUGGGGGGGAUCCUGAUUGCCAUCGGGGCCGGGUUAUUCUCCCUGCCCCACUUCAUCUCCCCGCCCUACCAGAUCCAGGAGCUGAACUCCUCCACUGGCCACGAGGGGCUCUGCCUCGCGGGCAACUCCAGCGGGCGCGAGCUUCUCGACGCUGGGUCGUGCCCGCGCGACCAAGAGGGCAAUGAACACAACCUGUACGUGGCACUGUUCAUUUGUGCCCAAAUACUGGUGGGCAUGGGGUCAACUCCCAUCUACACCCUGGGGCCCACCUACCUGGACGACAACGUGAAGAAGGAGAACGCGUCCCUCUACCUCGCCAUCAUGUAUGUGAUGGGGGCUCUGGGUCCAGCCGCUGGGUACCUGCUUGGAGGAGUUCUUAUCGGCUUCUACGUCGACCCCACAACCAUCGUCAACAUCGAUCAAAGUGACCCACGUUUUGUCGGCAACUGGUGGAGUGGGUUCCUUCUGUGUUCCGUGGCCAUGCUGCUCGUCAUCAUUCCCAUGUUCGCCUUCCCUAAGAAGCUGCCCCCACGCCCCAAGAAGAAGAAGAAGAGGAAGAAGAUCUGCUCUGCCGAGGACGUGUCCAGCGAUGAUGAUGUCAUGAAGGAGAAGAACAGCCAAGCCCAGAACGUCCCCUCGGCCAUGGGCUUUGGAAAGGACAUCAAAGACCUGCCCAAGGCUGCAGUGAGGAUCCUCAGCAACACCACCUUCCUGUUCGUCAGCCUGUCCUACACGGCAGAGUGUGCCAUCGUCACAGCCUUCAUCACCUUCAUCCCCAAGUUUAUUGAGUCCCAGUUUGGAAUUCCAGCCUCCAAGGCUAGCAUCUACACAGGGGUGAUCAUUGUGCCCAGUGCGGGGGUGGGCAUCGUGCUGGGGGGCUACAUCAUCAAGAAGCUGAAGCUGGGGGCGCGGGAGUCGGCCAAGCUGGCCAUGAUCUGCAGCGGCGUGUCCCUGCUGUGCUUCUCCACCCUGUUCAUUGUUGGCUGCGAGAGCAUCAACCUGGGCGGCAUCAACAUCCCGUACACCACCGGGCCUACUUUGACGAUGACCCACAGGAACCUGACAGGCAGCUGUAAUGUCAACUGUGGUUGUAAGAUCCACGAGUACGCGCCAGUGUGUGGCUCUGACGGCAUCACCUACUUUAACCCCUGCCUGGCCGGCUGCAGCACUGUGGGGAACGACAGCGCUGGGAUCAGGAACUACACCGAUUGUGGUUGCGUCCAGAGCAGACAGGUCAUCACUCCGCCCUCUGGUGGCCAAGGCAACCAGCUCCAGCUGGUCAUCGUCAAGACCUACCUGAACGAGAACGGCUUUGCCCUGGCGGGGAAGUGCGAUCGCACCUGCAACACCCUCAUCCCCUUCCUCAUCUUCCUCUUCAUUGUCACGCUCAUCACCGCCUGCGCCCAGCCCUCCGCCAUCAUCGUCACCCUCAGGUCCGUGGAGGAGCAGGAGAGACCGUUCGCAUUAGGGAUGCAGUUCGUCCUGCUUAGAACUCUGGCCUACAUCCCCACGCCCAUCUACUUUGGCGCGGUGAUCGACACCACGUGCAUGCUGUGGCAGCAGGACUGCGGCGUGCACGGCUCCUGCUGGGAGUACGACGUCACCUCCUUCCGCUUCGUCUACUUCGGCCUGGCGGCCAGCCUCAAGUUCGUGGGCUUCAUCUUCAUCUUCCUCACCUGGUACUCCAUCAAGCACAAGGAGGAGCGCGUGGACCGCUGGCGCCAGCACAUGCCCCCGCUGGGCACGGUCAGCGACCUCAUCUGCCACGUGGGCGGGCAGAAGAGCCACGCCCGCACGCGCUCCUGCCCCGUGUUCAUCCCCGCACGCACCGACCCGCCCGCCGCCCUCCUGCUCAACCACGGGCACAGCAGCAUCAGCUGUCCCGGGAACGCCCUCAAAGCAAUAACCCCGCCCCCGCCGCCGGCCCCCCCUCAGCCGCACACCAACGGAAGCUCCGCCCACAUCUGAGAGCAGGCCGCGCCUCUCCCGAGGGGGGGGUUCAUCUUGACAUGUGCCUUCCUGUUUCCUGUGUCCGCGCCUGCACGCGUUUUGUUUUUGCCGCCCAUCGGAGGCUCCGCCGCUCUGAUGGACAGGC